Megachile rotundata (alfalfa leafcutting bee) is the source of this 1516-nucleotide messenger RNA. RefSeq lists its product as uncharacterized. Lineage: Eukaryota; Metazoa; Arthropoda; Insecta; Hymenoptera; Megachilidae. The record is from RefSeq and is a predicted model, not a curated record.
AACCAACCAUAUUCUGUAAUGAAUUAUCGGUAAAUUUCAAAAUCUGCAUGACUUAUAGUGCAGUCAUAUUCCGUUCAUUUUUUGAAGUGUCCCAAAUAUUUUCCUGGAUUGUUUGCAAGGUUUUAUCAAUUCAUUCUUCGGAUAUAUUCUUUUCUUUCAAUAUUUUUCUUAUGGACCUUGCCCAUGAUGUAAUUCCACAAAAAAAGUUGCACAAAUUCAAAUAAGAUGGAGCUCCAGUUCCGGAGGAUACAGUUGAACACGAGGAUUCUGUAGCAUCAGCAUCUGAAAUAGCGGAAGAAUAUGAAGACACCGACGAUUCAGACAUGUACAUGGAACCAGAAGUUGACGAAACUCAUCACGAGGACAAAGCAGAUGAAGAAUCUCCAAAAAAUACAACCGAACAAAUACCAACGGAAUCACACGAAAUCAUGGAUGACACUGUCAACAUCACUACCGAAAAAUCCGUUUCCAAAGAUCAAGAAGCAGAAAAUACCAAAGAGAUCGAUCAAAGUCAAGAUUCGGAAGAUAAGAGCUUAGAAACUGACAGUCAAAACUUCUUCCCAUCAUUUGCGGAAUUGUUCGCCAAUCACAGACUUCCUUUCACGGAACAACAGAGAUACAGACCGAACAGGUUCCUAGGAUACUUCCAACGUGAUCGCAGCGGUUAUCAAACGGCAGCAGCGACAUCCAAAGACACCCAUCAUCCAAUUUUGGGAUCAGGCAAUUUUGGUGUCAUUCGAGGUGGCACUUACUACCCUGAAGAUAAGGAUGCUGACGAGUAUUCGACUGACGAUAGUCUUUACAAUCCUUACUAUCAUGGCGGAAAUCGAGGCCGAAGUAACUACUUCAGAAACCCGAAACCACAACCGAUUCGUGGCGGUGACUUUUUCGCAAACUUCCGAGACUUCGCUGACAUUACGGCACCACCGAAAUCGAGUUUUUCGCAUCUGUCCGUGGUUUAUGCCAACAAAAAUGGAAGUGCCACUGGUCGCAUCACCGAGCCGCGAAACAUUAUUGAAACUUUAAGGAUGUUGGAAGAAGAAGAACAAACAACGAUGGAGGCAGUCGCUACAACGGAAGUGCCAAGGAAGAAGCAGAGCAAAGGCAAGAGGAAGCUGAUGAAGAUGAAGCAAUACGAAGAAGAUAAAGCGAGGAGGUCUCGUAUAACGGUAGAGCCUUUGUUAGCACUUAGUUGAACGUAUGGUAGAAUUUGAGUUGUACGGAUGUGCGAACGCGAACCUCGGGACCUUUCCCAAACACAAAAUCUGGCUGCGAGAUUGGAAUCGAAGUCUGAAAAGUGUGGUUACUGCCUUUCAGGAGCUUGUGCCAAAAAAUGAAAGGAAUAGUUAAAAAAAGGACGUUCGAAUUUUCUUCUCUUACUUCGGUUUUGAAAGUUUAACGUUUACGGUGCCGAAGAUACCAACGUAAAACUUGUAGUAUUUGUAUUCUUUGGUGAAUUAGGUGACAACUAAUAACUGUUGUUGAGAGAAAAUAUGUGGCAUUUGAAAAAGUUGAA